AUGGCUGACGAGGAGAUCAACUAUGAGAGCAACGCGGGGUUAGAUUCUAUUUUCUUCACCCGCCCCAAGGGCCCGAAUCCUCCGCCUACGCCGUAUCUUUACGUGGCAAACUGCGGUGCUGAGGCGGAGAUGACGUAUGCAGCCCUUGCUGACGUGUUCUCCUCCUUCGGCCACGUCCGCCGCGUCGUCCCGGCCGGCGCCGCCAAUCUCACCCGCAUUUUUGUCGUUUUCGGCGGGCGCUCGCGCGCUGAGGCCUCCGCUGCGGCGGAAGCUGCACUGCAGGCGCUGAGCGGAAAGCCGUGCGCGGACGCGGGCGGUAGGAAGAUGCACAUCCAGUUCGCCGUGGGGAAGCGAUCCGCGCCGGUGGAGCAUCCGGUGGUACACCACAAUGUUGACGCGCUCGCUAUACCGGGGCUGUUCCUGCACCUCGAUUUUGUCACACCCGAGAUGGAACAGACACGAGACAUCGAGAAAGACAAGUGGAUCGGCCCGCUACCCGCAGCAGUGUCGGAUUUUGUUUCGCGGGCAGAACAGCUGCCCGAGCUCACGGGCUGCCCGGAAGUUUGCAUGCCGCUGGACCAACUAACGGAAGGUAGGGGUGGGCCUGGGGAAGAAAACGCUGCUCCUUCUACCUCCCCCCUUCUCCCCUUCUUCUCCCUCUCCCCUUACGCCACAGAUCAACGAAUCAACGAGUACGGGACAGGGGUGGGCCUGGCACCGCACAUCGACACGCAUGCUGCAUUCGAGGGUGCUGUUCUCUCCCUCUCCCUGGCUGGCCCAGCGAUUAUGGAGUUCAGGAGACCCCUCGGGCCGCAACCCGUGGGGAAACAACCACUGGGGAAGAAAAAGGUUGUUGGUGGGAGCAGUGGGAGCAGUGAACAGGGUGUGGGGAGGGAGGCCCGAUACGCGUGGUCUCACUACAUUCCCAACCACAAGAUCGACCACAUCAACGGUCAGGUUUUCCCGCGCGCCCCCCGCCGCGUUUCUUACACCUUCCGGAGGGUUCGGUUUGGCCCGUGCGGGUGUGCUUACCCUGAGUUCUGUGAUGCUCCCAGAAUGGAAAGUGUUGCCGGAAAUGGAAAAGUGUCGACUGAUAGGGACAGGGCAGCGGGAAGUGAGGGAAUGUUGGUGGAGGGAUCGGGAGCAGAGAAAUUGCUUGUGAAGCAGAAGGGACGUGAGGGGAUGAGGGAGAGAGUGGGAGAUGGGUGUUGUGGAGGGAGUGUGGUGACACACUCACACGAAGGGGUGGCAGAGUGUGGGGAGGAGGGGGAGAAGGGAAAGAAGGAAGAGCAGAGAAUGGGAGGAGGGAACGAUGGGGAACCUGUGAUGACGCACUCGCAUGAAGGAGUGGAGGAGCGCGCAGAGGAGGAAAGGGCAGAGAGGGAGGAUGGGAAAGAGAGCUCCAUCCCCCCUCAUGUUGAUCCUCCGAACCUUCUCUACUCUCCUCAAACCACCCCAGCAGUAGAGCGAGACUUUGUGCACAAGGUAUACGACGCCAUAGCGCCGCAUUUCAGCGCGACACGUUUCGCGCGCUGGCCCAAGGUAGCAGAGUUCCUGCUCUCCCUCCCACCGGGCUCCCUUGUCCUCGACGCCGGGUGUGGCAACGGGAAGUACCUCAAUGGUGGGUUGCCCAUCCCGCCUGCUCUCCCUUCCGCUGCCUCUGUGUCUGUCUCUGCGUCUUCCUCUUUGUCAAUGCGCACUUCCUCCUCCCCGUUCCCUUCCUCGUCCUCCACUCCUUCCUCCUCCACCCCCUUCCCUCCCUCCUCCUCCCCUUCCUCCGCCCCUACCCGCCCACCGGCCGUUCUGAUUGGCUGCGACAUCAGCCCGCCUCUCGUCUCCAUCUGCACCCAACGGGGCUUCGAGGCCUUUGUAGCCGAUACCCUCUCGCUCCCCCUCGCUUCCUCGCGCUUCGACGCGGCGAUUUCCGUGGCCGUUUUGCACCACUUGUCGUCUGAAACCCGGCGGAAACACGCGCUAAGAGAGAUGCUUAGGGUGGUGAGGAAGGGGGGUAGGGUGCUGGUGACUGUGUGGGCGAGGGAGCAGGAGAAUCCGGGGUUGCUUGACAAGUGGACGCCGCUGAUUGGCCGGAUGGCGGAUAAGUGGGUGGGGGAUGUGGAGGCGGGCGGAGGGGAGGAGAAGGGAGGGGAGAGGGAAGGGAGGGCGGGAGGAGGACUGGGGGGGAUCGAGGAGGAAAGAGAGACCAGUAACGAGGAGAAUGCGUGUCCAAGGAGGGGCUCAGCUGGAAAAGAGGUUCCAGGAGAAAAGGGAGCAACAGCAGGGGAAGGGAUGAGUGAGGAGAGUGCAGCUGGGGGCAGUGGGGAAAAGAACCCAAACCCAGAACUUGGAAGGGGAGGGUCGGGGGAAGAAAGGACAGGAGAGUCUGAGCAAGGGAAAGUGACAGGAGAGGAAGCUUCCCAGGAGUUUCUGGUCCCGUGGCACCUGCCAUGUCAUCGAGUGGAGAUAGGCUCGGCAGCAGCUGCACAGCAUGUAGCCUCGGGAUUUGCUCGGCGCGAUGAAGCGAAGGGGUCGGUGGUGUACAACCGAUAUUAUUAUGUUUUCACUCAAGGAGAGCUGGAGAGGCUCAUCACAGAGAUUGGUGGUGCAUCAAUUGUUGAGAGCUUUUACGACAAAUCCAAUUGGUGUGUGAUAAUGGAGAAGCUCUAG
Messenger RNA from Closterium sp. NIES-65, 2664 nucleotides. The record is from the annotation of a GenBank genome assembly. Lineage: Eukaryota; Viridiplantae; Streptophyta; Zygnematophyceae; Desmidiales; Closteriaceae.